UAGAGCUUCUGCGGGGAAUCACCCGCAGUAGGGGUACGUAGAGGAGGACAAGAGGCGGAUGAGGACCAUGGCGGCGGCGGUGGUGGCAGCAGCGGCAGUGCGGGCCCGGAUCCUGCAGGUCUCUUCCAAGGUAAAUUCCACUUGGUAUCCAGCAUCCUCCUUCUCUUCUUCAGUGCCAACUGUAAAGCUCUUCAUUGACGGGAAAUUUGUUGAAUCCAAAAGUGACAAAUGGAUUGACAUCCACAACCCAGCCACCAAUGAGGUCAUUGGUCGGGUUCCUCAGGCCACCAAGGCUGAAAUGGAUGCAGCUGUUGCUUCCUGCAAACGUGCUUUUCCUGCAUGGGCAGAUACCUCAGUGUUAAGCCGCCAGCAGGUCCUGCUCCGCUAUCAACAACUCAUUAAAGAAAACUUGAAAGAAAUUGCCAAGUUAAUCACGCUGGAACAAGGAAAGACCCUCGCUGAUGCUGAAGGAGACGUAUUCCGAGGCCUCCAGGUGGUUGAGCAUGCCUGCAGUGUGACGUCCCUCAUGCUGGGAGAGACCAUGCCAUCCAUCACCAAAGAUAUGGACCUUUAUUCCUACCGUCUGCCUCUGGGGAUAUGUGCAGGCAUUGCUCCAUUCAACUUUCCUGCCAUGAUCCCCCUUUGGAUGUUUCCUAUGGCCAUGGUGUGUGGAAAUACCUUCCUACUGAAACCAUCAGAGCGAGUUCCUGGAGCAAGCAUGCUUCUUGCUAAGUUGCUCCAGGACUCUGGUGCCCCAGACGGAACACUGAAUAUCCUCCAUGGACAACACGAAGCUGUAAACUUCAUUUGUGAUCAUCCGGAUAUCAAAGCAAUCAGCUUUGUGGGAUCCAACCAGGCAGGAGAGUACAUCUUCGAGAGAGGGUCAAGACAUGGCAAGAGAGUUCAAGCCAAUAUGGGAGCCAAGAACCAUGGGGUAGUCAUGCCAGAUGCCAAUAAGGAAAACACCCUGAACCAGCUGGUUGGGGCAGCAUUUGGAGCUGCUGGUCAGCGCUGCAUGGCUCUUUCCACAGCAAUCCUUGUGGGAGAAGCUAAGAAGUGGCUGCCAGAGCUGGUGGAGCGUGCCAAAAACCUGAGAGUCAAUGCGGGAGACCAACCUGGAGCCGAUCUUGGCCCUCUGAUCACUCCCCAGGCCAAAGAGCGAGUCUGUAAUCUGAUUGAUAGUGGAACAAAGGAGGGAGCUUCUAUCCUUCUUGAUGGUCGAAAAAUUAAAGUCAAAGGCUAUGAAAAUGGCAACUUUGUUGGACCAACCAUCAUCUCAAAUGUCAAGCCAACUAUGACCUGUUACAAAGAGGAGAUUUUUGGUCCAGUUCUUGUGGUUCUGGAGACAGACACUUUGGAUGAAGCCAUCAAGAUCGUAAAUGACAAUCCAUAUGGAAACGGAACUGCUAUCUUCACCACGAAUGGAGCCACUGCUCGGAAAUAUUCCCACCUGGUGGACGUUGGACAGGUGGGGGUGAAUGUCCCUAUUCCAGUGCCUUUGCCAAUGUUCUCAUUCACCGGCUCACGAUCUUCCUUCAGGGGAGACACCAAUUUCUAUGGCAAACAGGGCAUCCAAUUCUACACACAGCUAAAGACCAUCACUUCUCAGUGGAAAGAAGAAGAUGCUACUCUUUCCUCACCUGCCGUAGUCAUGCCUACCAUGGGCCGUUAGAAACAAGUUUGUUCUAGACUCAGUCCACCCUGAGUAAUCUCUUUGUAUUCUUGACCAACUUCAUUUGCCAACUUUGCUCAAAUCAGAACCCUAGGACUGGAAUACCUGGUAACUAAAAUCUUUCUCAAGACCAUUAGCCCCUGCAAAGUUGCUCUAGGGAGAUUCCUAGUGUAACUCUGAAACCAGAUUUUCUUGCUCUUCUUACUUCCGUUUUUGAGGAAACUGUUUUUACUGUGAAAUGCUUACAUGGAAUGAGAACAGAGACCUAUUUUCUAGAAGUUCUCCCCUUUUCUGAUGACUUAAAGGGAAGAUAAGUGUAUGUAAAGAAGAUCUUCCAAUAACUAGAAGAAGACCUCUUGGAUGGGGAAAUAGGACAGAAAUAACUCACCCUUUGGUUGAUCCUCAAACACAGUCCCAUAUAAAUGGCACUGGGGGAGACCCCUCUGCCAAGCUUUCUUGAGCCUCUCAUUUAUCCCACACUACACAGGACGUAAUCCAUUUCUAUUUUCCCCACAGUUGUGACAACGGCUUUCUUUUCUGCUGAAUGGCACUUUGUCCUAGUGAUUCAUGACCACUAAU
Molecule: messenger RNA, 2251 nt
Organism: Odobenus rosmarus divergens (Pacific walrus)
Lineage: Eukaryota; Metazoa; Chordata; Mammalia; Carnivora; Odobenidae
Gene: ALDH6A1
Product: aldehyde dehydrogenase 6 family, member A1
Exons: 12
Coding region: 59-1672 (537 amino acids)
Biological process (GO): L-valine catabolic process; thymine catabolic process
Cellular component (GO): mitochondrion
Molecular function (GO): malonate-semialdehyde dehydrogenase (acetylating, [NAD(P)+]) activity; methylmalonate-semialdehyde dehydrogenase (acylating, NAD+) activity
Source: RefSeq, a predicted model, not a curated record